Fibroporia radiculosa is the source of this 711-nucleotide messenger RNA. RefSeq lists its product as uncharacterized. The coding region runs from base 1 to 711 and encodes 236 amino acids. Lineage: Eukaryota; Fungi; Basidiomycota; Agaricomycetes; Polyporales; Fibroporiaceae. The record is from RefSeq and is a predicted model, not a curated record. The transcript has 2 exons.
AUGGCUACGGGCAGCGGCCGGGCAGCGGCGUCCGAGGCUGGUCAAUGUUCUUGCGAGGAGGUCGACGAGGACGAGGGCGAGGGCGAGGACGAGGACGAGAUAUAUUCGUCUACAUCCCCUCACUCCUUCUCUCCCCUCCCCCCCUUCGACCCGCCCCUUGCCACUGGGCUCGACCGCCGAGACCCACUGGGCGUCGACCCCCCACUCGCCCCCACUAUCUCACUGCGGUUCAUACUCGACCCCGGCCUGGAUUGCGCCCGUCCGGACAAACUCGACAUCCCCGACACCACUCCCGCCGCUGGCGGACUCCCUCGCAUCCACGGCAUCUUCAAGUGCACCCACCCGACCCACGUCUUCGCGUACUCUGCUCGUUCUCGCCAUUCCCUCUUCCGUUCAAACGCAGCCCGAUACCGCUCGUACGACUCUCGAAACCCUCGGUCCACUCGCGACGAAAAUAUCAGCUCUCCUCGAGACGUCGACGCUGGUGGUAUCGGCGAUAUAGGCACCGAGGAGCUCCGCUUUGUCUUGCUGGCGCUUGGGGAAGGGGAUCGUGCUCGGCGCACCGGCGAAGGGACCAUCGUCGUCGUCACUCGUGUCGAAUCUGUGCGUCCAAACAGGAAGGAGAGAGGGUUGAAAGGCAAUUUCGAUCGUAAAGGCGGCUGGCGCACGUUCAGAUGCAUGUUGAACUGCCGAAGCGCACGGUUUGCGUGA